AUGACAGUGCCAAAUAUUCGGAUAUUCAAGUGCAUUGCUGAUCUCCGCAAAUUUCGGAAAGACUGCUGGAUCAAGGAUUUGUCUGUUGGAUUUGUUCCUACGAUGGGAUAUCUUCACGAGGGACAUCUUUCUCUGGUCCGUCAAUCGCUCGAGCAAAAUGACGUUACAUUGGUAUCCAUUUUUGUGAAUCCAUCGCAAUUCGCACCCCAUGAAGAUCUAGAUGCCUAUCCGCGCAACAUCGAGCGCGACCUUCAACUUCUGGAGUCCGUCGUUUCCAAGGACAGGGCCCGUCGGGUAGCCGGAGUUUUCACUCCGUCCGUUAGAGAGAUGUAUCCAAGUGGUAUUCCUCUUGAGACCAGUCAGCAGAAAGGAGCCUUUGUGAGCGUGAGCGGAGUUUCCGAACAGCUUGAAGGCCGCGCUAGACCUCAGUUUUUCAGAGGUGUGGCUACCGUUGUCACUAAACUGUUCAAUAUUGUGGAGCCCACAAAUGCAUACUUUGGACAGAAAGACGUCCAGCAGUCUAUCGUUAUUAAAAGAAUGGUGUCAGAUUUGUUGUUCAACGUCCAAAUCCAUGUUGUUGAUACUGUGCGUGACAAGACGGGUUUGGCCCUGAGUUCGAGAAACUCCUAUUUGAGUGAUGAAGUUAAAAAACAGGCCAGUGUAUUGUACCGCUCGAUGACAGGUGCUCGCUCACUGUACGCAAACAACGGCAAUUUGACCACUGGGGAGCUGAAAUCCAGCAUCGAAAAAACCAUUGUUGGUGAAAACGACAAGUUCGAAAUCGACUAUGUCGCAUUCAAUUACGCGGACACCCUCGAAUAUGUUCCUGAAGAUGCCACCAUCGACAAGGAACGAGAAUGCAUUUUGAGUCUGGCCGUGAGAGUUCCGAACAGCAACACCGAAAACAGCGGAACAACCCGUCUCAUUGACAACAUUGUGUUCACGAAAUGA
This is a messenger RNA of Ogataea parapolymorpha DL-1, 951 nucleotides long. Its product is annotated as Pantoate--beta-alanine ligase. Gene Ontology annotation, molecular function: pantoate-beta-alanine ligase activity. The transcript has a single exon. Gene Ontology annotation, biological process: pantothenate biosynthetic process. The coding region runs from base 1 to 951 and encodes 316 amino acids. Lineage: Eukaryota; Fungi; Ascomycota; Pichiomycetes; Pichiales; Pichiaceae. The record is from RefSeq and is a predicted model, not a curated record.